Sardina pilchardus (European sardine) is the source of this 1229-nucleotide messenger RNA. RefSeq names its product protein SCO2 homolog, mitochondrial (gene sco2). The record is from RefSeq and is a predicted model, not a curated record. Lineage: Eukaryota; Metazoa; Chordata; Actinopteri; Clupeiformes; Clupeidae. The transcript has 4 exons. The coding region runs from base 127 to 1092 and encodes 321 amino acids. Gene Ontology annotation, biological process: mitochondrial respiratory chain complex IV assembly.
UAGUAAUACAUUUACCUACAGACCGUUAUUGUACAACCCGGUUACAUAUGUGGGAAUGAAAGUGUAGGACAUACGGAUUUCUUCAGUCUGUGGGAAUGACACACCUGGGUCGGUCAACUGAGCAGGAUGCUGGGAUUUCUGCGCCUCAGAGGCCCUGGCCCUGGCAUGGUCACCUGGUGUGUGUUGAGGUCCUCCAUCCAGACCUCUCUCCAACACCCCCAACCCCUCCCCUGCCUCCGCCUCACUCAAAAAGCACACCUGUGCCUCCGCUCCCAACCCUCCUCUGGCUCCCACCAUAACAACCCACCCACAAGGAGGCAAGGAGACCCCUCUCUUCUCCUCCCUUGCAAUCCCCUUACCUCCCAGCAGAGGGCUCCCCGUGCCCUGUACUCCCAGGGUCCAUCAGAACAGCAGCAGCAGAGCUCCAAGCCUGGCGAGGCGACGGCGCGGAUCCGUCUGCGGACGCGGCUGGUGGUGACGGUGCUGUUCGGCGCGGGCAUCCUGGGCACCUGGUGGUACGUGCAUCAUGAGAAGCAGCAGAUGCUCCGGCAGCAGCGCAUCGAGCAGCUCCGCCAGGUGGCGGUCGGGCACGGCGACUUCAGCCUGCUGGACCACAACGGACGUCGACGCAGCAAGCGCGACUUCUUGGGGAGCUGGACGCUGAUGUACUUCGGCUUCACGCACUGCCCGGACAUCUGCCCCGACGAGCUGGACAAGAUGAGCAGCGUGGUGCAGCUCCUGGACGAGGACGCGUCGCUGCCGCGCGUCCAGCCGCUCUUCAUCACCGUCGACCCCGAGCGCGACGACAUCGCCGCCAUGAGAAAGUACGUCAAGGACUUCCACCCGCGCCUCGUCGGCCUCACGGGCACGCCGGACGAGAUCAAACACGCCGGACGAGACUAUCGCGUGUACGCCAGCGCCGGGCCCAAGGACGAGGACGGCGAUUACAUCAUUGACCACACCAUCCUCAUCUACCUGAUCAACCCCGACGGACUUUUUCUGGAUUAUUACAACCGGAUGAAGGACGAUAAACAAAUCGCGGAGAGCAUACGCAACCACAUAAAGAGCCAUGUCCCACUGUUUACAGACUAAAACAGAGAAAAGAGAGAGAGAGAGAGAACCAUCUGAACUAUCUCAGACUUGACUUAAAAAAAAGUGGUUCUGCUGGCGUUGUGGACACCAGCUGUGUCUGUGGGGUCAAUAAGUGUGAAAUAAAGUGUGAUGAAAGU